Molecule: messenger RNA, 800 nt
Organism: Leguminivora glycinivorella
Lineage: Eukaryota; Metazoa; Arthropoda; Insecta; Lepidoptera; Tortricidae
Exons: 2
Coding region: 246-596 (116 amino acids)
Source: RefSeq, a predicted model, not a curated record
UCAAAAAAAGGGAAAAUGAUUAAACGAUUUAUUUAAUAUUCAAAAAUGUUUCAACGGGAUAUUAUACUUCGGGUGUAACUAGAAGCAGCUCAGAAGCUAUACGGGAUACGGACCGCGAUCUCGUGUGGCAGACCUGCGGCUCCUUUCUGGGGCCACACCAACAUUAUGGUACUGGCCUCACUGAUAUCAACCAUUGCAAAGCUCCCCGCCAAAACGAAACUUGGCCACCACAAUCUUACGGUAGGAUGGACGAAAUGAAAAACUGGUUUUUCGGAUUAGAGUACUUGGAUUAUUUCUGGGCGAUACUAUUGUCGUUUAUAAUGGAAAGAAUCUGCUGCUUGCAAGAACAAUUUACCAGAGACUUUAUUGUACUCCCGGACCCGCCAACUAAUGACGACGACUCGUAUGAUUCAAUAAACUUGGAAGAAUUUUCAGAUAGAGACGGGUCCCUGAAGCUAAGUUUCCUGCGGCUGUGCCGGUUGUCGCAGGUCACCAUACUGCUCACACUAGUCUACUUCUUCAACAUCUGCUUCUGGUUUGUGAUGACGAAGAAGGCUACACCCACGUACAGGUUUAAAAUAUCUCUUUCUGUUUGAAUGUUAAUAUAUUUUCGUUAUUUAUAGGUAUCUUCUCAUAUCCUCUGGUGUUUGGGUUACGCUAGGCUGUCUAAAGUCACAGUAAAAUAUUUGUAACUUGGGAGUUCUUAAAAAUAAACAAAUAAAUUGAAAACGUGUAUAGUUUACUUACUUGCCAAUAUGUAUGGUUGUCAGCUCACUCUCAUCGCAGGAUGGUAGGCAAGU